UUACAGUGCUCCUCAGUGCCAACCGGCAAUGACACGGCAGGGCGUGGCAGCCGCUGGAAUUUGGAGGCCGAUGGCCGGCGCAACCACGACAACACCAUCGCCAGCCGUAUUUCGUGUUACUUAUUCUUUUUCCAUUUCUUCUUCCUUUUCCAACAAAGGCCAUCGCCAAUAUUGUGUCAUAUCCAUCAAAAGAUAUAUCUCCAUCAUAAUAAUAAUUUGCAGCACCAGCUAUACCAACAACUCAUAAUCAUCACCAAGAUCACCUGGUACCAGUAGCAGCAACAGCACACAACGCAAACACCAUGAAGCUCUACGACAGCAUCCCCGACAACAUCGCCGCUUGGGCCAAAUGCCAACCCGUCUUCUUCACAGGCUCUGCAGCCACCCACGGCCGCCGCGUCAACGUCUCGCCCAAGGGCCUCUGCGAAUCCCACUUUGCCAUCUUCAACCCCAACGAGUGCGCCUACAUUGACCGCAUCGGCUCCGGCUGCGAGACCAUUGCCCACAGCUACGACAACGGCCGCCUCUGCCUGCUCUUCAUCAGCUUCGGCCCGGCCCCGCGCAUCCUGCGCCUCUUUUGCCGCUCCGAGGUCGUCGAGUUUGACAAUCCCCGAUUCCCGGCCCUGCUCCAAAAAGUCGCUGGUGGCAAGCGCGAGGAAUUCGAUGCUGCCCGCGCCGUCAUAAUCUGCAAGGUCUGGCAGGUCCAGACGAGCUGUGGCUACGGUGUACCUAUGAUCAAGAAGGGUAUCUAUGCCGACGCAGAGAACAAUGGCAGGACGGAGGCUGGUCAUCCCAUGUUUGACGAGGAGCUUCUCCGGGAGCAGUUUGAGCCACUGCACGAGAACGGUAAGCUUGAUGAGCGCUGUGUCUUUGAGAUGAGGCCUACUCUCGAUCUAUCUGCUAGCAAAUACGUCGCUACGAAUAAGGGCAAUAUUCACCGCAGAGACAACGCUUGGAGCAUUGAUGGGCUCCCAGGGCUGCGUACCUCGCGACGCCAUUUCAAAGAGGUGCUCUGGUUCGGCGACGCCAAGGCCAGAGUGGCCCGUAUCAAGUCAGAAAAGUUCUCCUUUGUCGCAGGCAUACUGUUUGCUAUGGUAGUCUACGCUGCCUUGGUUGCCCUGCGAGUCUUGCCUGGGCCUGUUUGGGGCGAAAGUGUCUCCAAGCUGGAUGGUGUUAUCCCAUUGCGUGGUUAAGCUGAGCAGACAGUUGCCAUGUGUGCAGAUCAAAAUGAAGAAGUAAUGAAUUUGUAUUGUAGAUAUCUAUAGCCGUCUCUCGAGGACACAGUUACGAACAGCGUUGCGCA
Messenger RNA from [Torrubiella] hemipterigena, 1303 nucleotides. The record is from the annotation of a GenBank genome assembly. Lineage: Eukaryota; Fungi; Ascomycota; Sordariomycetes; Hypocreales; Clavicipitaceae.